This is a messenger RNA of Diabrotica virgifera virgifera (western corn rootworm), 4956 nucleotides long. RefSeq lists its product as uncharacterized. The transcript has 9 exons. Gene Ontology annotation, molecular function: protein binding. The record is from RefSeq and is a predicted model, not a curated record. Lineage: Eukaryota; Metazoa; Arthropoda; Insecta; Coleoptera; Chrysomelidae. Bases 319 to 4245 code for a protein of 1308 amino acids.
AUAAAUUUUAUAAGUUUUACUAUUUGGUAAAAACAUCUAAUUUAUGGAGAAUAAAAAUAAUCAAAAUACGCCUGCGCCUAUCACUUUCCAAAAGACAAACUUGACAAACAGUUUGUUGUCAAAAAUUUGAAUUUUUGAGGUUAUAUUGAUGCGAAUUAAAUUUACAUUGCAAAUAAAUACAGAUAAAGAAACAAAUAUAAGAAAAUAUAAACAAUUAGAAAACAAUUUGUGUUAUGUUAAUUGGUUUUUAGUAUACUAUAUUUUGAAAUGGAUGCUUUAUUUUGAAUUUACACCUAAUACUAUUUGGAAAAAACAAUAAUGGAUCAACAGAGUACUUCAAAACCGCCUUUUUCAAAAGGCGUCCAAGUUGCAAGUUUGGUUGUGGAGUCCAAGCCGUAUCCCCUAUUUAAAGGAGUUAAUACUAUUGGCAGAAACAGGACAGCUGUUGUUAAUAUUAAACAUUUGACUGUAAGCCAGCAUCAAGCUGUUAUCGUGGCCAUAGAUGAAACACAGAUGUACAUCAGUGACAUGAAUUCUUCUAAUAGUACAUUUAUUCACAACUCGAAAAUGAUUCCUCUACAGUUAUAUAAGUUAGCCAACAAUGAUGACAUUAAAUUUGGUGAACUUAAUGCCAUUUUUUCAAAUAUUGUAGUCACAGACCCAACCCAAAAUGAUGCUGCUGAGGCCAGUCAACUUUCACAGACACAAAAUUUUUAUUCUUCAGAUACACAAGUCCUAGUCAACCCUACGGACAUUACUAGUACCGGUGUAAAUAAUGACCAAACAGUUAGCGAUAUUAACAUUCACGAAAUGGCAACCCAAGUUGUAGAAUUUCAUCCGCCACCCGUUCCAAAACCUAAGAAAUUUCAUUUUAAAAAAGUAGUUCAGACUCAAGUUAAAGAUCAAGAAAAUCACGUGGUUCAAAUUCCAGGUAACGAGGUGGCUAAAAAUGAACCAGUUCAAAAUGUAAUUAUAGAAACUGUAUAUGGCAUUCAUGAUCUUCCAACGCAAGUACUCAACAUUCAUGAUCUUCCAACGCAAGUACAGAGUUUUGUUCCGACAUGCAGUAAAGAGGAAGACAAUAUCCAUGAAAUGGCCACUCAAGUUUUUAAUCAUUCCAUACAACCUGACGAAAAUCCAAUAGAAAAACUACUUCCUGAUAAUGAGAAGAAUGAGGAAACUGAUAGCACAUCAGAUUCCAAUACACAAAUAAUGACUCAGGAAGAGAUGGAGGCUAUUUCUAAGAAAUUGAACGAUACAACUGUUCCUGUGUCACUUGUAACACCAACUGAUACUCAAGAGUUACUAAACAGUAUUCAGGAAAGUAUUCGAGAACAUAAAAUUUUAAAGGAUCGAGAAGAUAAAAUUUUUGAUAAAUUGAACACUAAAUUUGCAAGUAAAACCAUUCAUGACAGUCAAGAGCCUUCAACGUCAGGUGUGCAAAACAAUUGUAACGAAUAUGAUGAUUCUUUUGCUAGUUCAAUAGAUAGUACUAAAGCAGAAGACUUCGCUAUAGAAGAAACAUUUUUAGAUAGUUUUCAAAAUAAUGAUUCAAUGGACUUUUUAAUUGCAGAAGCUGAAAACCUUGAAUCACAGCCUACAUCACAAUUAUUAAAAAGUAAAAAUAGUCAAAAUGAACUGGACGAAAACAUAUCUGCUCAUAAGUCACCAGAAAGAGAUCCAGAAAUUAAUUGUAAAGCUACAGAUAAAGCUCUAGAGCAAGGUGGACAAGGAAAAGAUGAUAGUUCAGACUCAGAUACUGACUGUGAAGAUGCGCUUUUAGAAGACUUGUCACUAAGGUUAAGUGCGAAUAAUAGUCAUGAGGCAACAUCAACAGAUCCACAGAUGAAAUCUACGGAUCCACAGAUUAAAUCUACAGAUCCACAGAUCAAAUCUAAUAAAGAUUUUGAUGAUUUGGAUGAUUCUGACUGUAUACCAGCCACUCAAGAUUUCUUCGCGAAAGAAUUAGACUACAAACCGUUGAAAUCCUCACAGACGAGCAAUGUACAAUCUUCUGAAGAGAGUUUUAAGUUGGGAUUAACGGAGCUUAUGGAGUUUCCAGAAUUAGAUGAUCUUGACAAUGCAAAGAAGCCCAAAUCCCAAGAAAAAAGAAGUAGUUUGGACAAACAGGGAGUAGAGGAUUGUAAAAAUAUAGAUAGUGCACAAAAAUCAGAUACAACUACAAUAAAUGAUGCGGAUCCAAAGAUAUUGGACACUUUAGAUGCCUGUUUUGAGGCCACGCAAGAAAACGAUGACGUUUUUCUUGCAUCCACUCAACUGGUGCCAUUAAACGAACCUAGUGAAAGAAAACAGCCUACAAAAGAAGAUGUAUAUUCCCUGCCAACCCAAAAACUAAACGAUGAUGUUUAUUUAGAACCAACCCAACAGAUCGAUGAUGUUUUUCGUCAACCUACUCAACCGGUGUCGCCAAAGAAGGUUGUUGAUAGAAAAAAGCCUGCUGAAGAAGAUAUAUAUUGCCAAGCAACGCAAAAAUUGGAUGACGAUGUGUAUAUAGAACCAACUCAACAGAUUGAUGAUGUUUUCCUUCAACCCACUCAACCAGUGGCAUCAGGUAAGGUUAAAGAUAAAAAAGAGCCUACUAAAGAAGCAACGCAAAAAGUGGACGAGGAUGUUUACUUAGAACCCACUCAACAAAUUGAUGAUACAUUCCUUCAGCCCACGCAAUUACUCGAACCUACUGAUAGAAAAAAACCAACGAAAGAUUUGUAUUCCCAACCUACUCAAAAACUAGAUGAAGAUGGGUUUGUUCAACCUUUUAAUAUUAGAAAACAGCCAGUGUCAAAAAAUGUUACCACAGAUAGUGAAGAUGUGUUUCUUAUACCCACACAACCUCUGGACGUUGAGGAUAAACCUGAAAAAUCGAAAUCCUUUACAGGAGAUGAGAGUUUUAAGUCAAAAGGAAAUACUUCGCUAAAACUGGAUGAAGAUCCGUACAUACAAGCAACUCAACCUAUUGAAGAGCUAGCAACACCCAAUAAAUCCAGACCGAAAAUUGGAGAUACGCAUAUGAGUCAAAAUGAUAUCACGGAAUCGCAAUUAGAAAUGGAAAAUUAUGGUACCUUCGAACCAAAUAGUUCGAUUCGAAGGGAUAGACCUGGAAAUCCGAUUUUAUGCGAACUGGACAACAAAAAUUCCGAUAAUAAAGACGAUUCCGACGAUGAUAAUACUUGUAUCGAAUCGAUGAGUCAAAUAGAAGCUUAUAUAGGUGGUUCGCGGGUCGUACCUCCAGAUAACAUAAAAAAAGAAACGAUUUCACCCAAAGUUAAAGGUAAUACGUCCCUAAAUAUUAGUAUCGAGACUUUGAGCCAAAUAGAAGCGUUUAUUAAGAAACCUUUGCCACCGAGGAUGUCCGAUAGAGGUUAUCAAACGAAAAAGAAAACGGAAAAAGAGAAUGAAGAUGGACCUGAAACUCUGAGCCAGAUUACGUCGUUUAUUGCCAAGCCACAAGGCAUAAAGAUAAAAGAAGAGAAAAGACUGAGUCAUAUGAAUUCAUCAAACAAUAUUACCAAAAGUCGGAUCACCGGCGUUCAUAAUGAAUUAUCAUUUAAUUCAACACUGAACGAAAGAAAUCUGUUAAGUGAUGUAGACCAGAGUUUUGCAUUGCUAGAGUCUAAAAGCUCUAGGGUUAAAAGGAAACCGACCUUGGGUCCAGUUUAUGAAGAUGUCAAAGUAAAUGUUACAUUGCAUCGAAGAAGCAUGCAAGUUGAAGAGAAUAAUGAUGAUACGUUCAUUGUGCCAACUAAGAAGCAACGAACGGGCAACGACCGUAACACAUUACGUAUCUCAGAAAUCGAAUUACCAACAAAAAAGUCGCAAUCUAAAAGGUCAAAAGUACCUUCACCAAUUCCAGAAACCAAAUCGGAUACGAAGUCAUCGAAUAAAGAAACGAAAACAAAGACCAGCAGUACAAAAACUUCCUCAAAAUCCUCAAAAGAUAACGAUUAUUUACCUAAAGAUAAUAAAGUACAAAAAGAUGCCGAAGAAGUUAAAAACAGUCCGGAAAAAAUAAGAAGAACUACUAGAACCACUGCCGGCAAGACCACGAAGAAGUCGAGUAUAGCAAGUGGAUAUAGUAAAUCAUCCAAAAGUAAGGAGUCCACCGAAAAUAAACCUUCAACUUCAGAAGACAUUAAAUCUGCAGAAAAACGAGCACCGAAAGCUAGAGGAAGGACAAAAAAUAAAGAAACAGAACCAACAGCUCCAAAGAGCAAAAGGCAAAAGUGAAUUAAGUUAUUUAUGCAUUAUAUUAUUUAUAUGUAAUUAAUACAGAUACUUAUAUUUUUAAUAAAAAUGGGAAAAAACGUACUUGGAGGGAUUUCGAAUAUUGGCGAAUAUGCCUGAAGUUAUCAUGAGUUGAAUUGAUAAUGAUGAAUAAAUACCAUGUCAUUUUUGUGUAUAUAUAGAUAUAGGUAUUCUUUUUCUCAUGAGCAUCUUUCAGUGCGUCACAGUUUUUCGAUUUCUUUCUAACGUAUGUGACAGAAAAAAAGGCACUUUUGUGAUUAGAGACAUGUAUAACAUUUAUUCUAGUUGUCGGUAGAUGGCGCUAUAAUCGAAAAAAAGUUAUUUACGAAUUAUAUAAUAUAUCUACGAAUAUAAUCUGUACAAUUUAUAAGACUAUACAAAUCAAAGAAAGUAUCAUUUUAUAAAUGCAAUAAACACACUUGAUUUGUUUUAUGCCAAAUUGCAAAUAAAAUGUGACAACUGUCAGAUUUAACUAAAAUGUCAUGUUAGAAUAAAUGUUAUAAAUGUGUAUUAUCACGGACUUACCUUUUUUCUAUCAUUUGUGACGCACUGAAAAAUGCUCAUGAAAAGAACAAUAUUGGGAGUUAAUAUUUUAUUAAAAUGUAUCGCAUUCUUUAAUUUUAAACGAGCUCUGUAGAGAGCAUAAUUUUGUUGACCAAAAUGAUGUUAAAUGAAUAAAUGUAUGUUCUUCCU